GUUCUGGGUUGGUCUGUUGACAACAGGGUCCAACAGCAGAUGAAAACCCGUCAAUGUGACGGAUGCGAGAAUGAGAUUUACGCAGCUGCACUAGUCUGCCCUAAAUGCGACUGCAGGCAGGCAGCCCUGAUCUCAUCACCGUCGAGAAUAUCGUGGUAUGCAUUAGGCCUCAGAUACUCACCUUGUGUCGUUACUGGAUAUCCAGUGCUGGCAUCGUCGAAAGUCGAAUGUGCCAAUUGUCGUGCUAUGGCUAACAGAGAUGAUUGGAAUGA
Messenger RNA from Perkinsus marinus ATCC 50983, 272 nucleotides. RefSeq lists its product as hypothetical. The transcript has a single exon. The record is from RefSeq and is a predicted model, not a curated record. The annotation marks the transcript as partial. Lineage: Eukaryota; Perkinsozoa; Perkinsida; Perkinsidae.